AUGAGAUUAGAAGAUGCAUAUCCAACUCCUUCUUCAAUUCAUGAUCCAAGUUCUUUUUUACAUUCGAUCGAAUCACCAUUUCAAGUUCAAGAAUAUAUUGCACUUCUUGUCAGAUCUAAUCCACAUGAUGUAGAACAAAUCGUUAAUUUACCAUCUCCAAAUAUCAAUCAAUCUAAUCCUGGUACACCCGGCACUCCUGGUACUCCUGGCACUACUCCACUCGUACCACAAGAAGUUUGGAUUUAUGAACAACUUCGAAGGUUUUCUCAAGAUCUAAGUCAUCCGUUUGUCAGUACUCUACAAACUGAAUGUUCACGUACUACUUGUCCUGAGAUGAAAGCAGGAGAAUGGCUUUAUCUUUGUGCUGCUCAUGCUACUGCGAAUGAAAAUGACUGCUGUGCAAUCGAUUAUAUUGUACAUACACUGGAUGGUGCUACUGCACUUCUGAAUUCAGCAAGAUAUUUUCCAAGCCGGUUACAAAUUCCCUCCACCUCAAUUAAACAUUUCACAUCGAUUGCCAGAAGACUUUAUCGAAUUUUUGCACAUGCAUGGUUUCAUCAUCGAGAUGUAUUCGAUCAAUGCGAAACUGAAACAAGUCUUUAUGCACGUUUUUUAGCACUCACUGAUCGAUUUUCAUUAAUCUCUGAAGAUUUAUUAGUCAUUCCACGUACAAAUGAAGAAGAAGAACAAGAAGAAGAAGAAGAUGAACCAAGUGGAUUAGCCUUGGAUGAAAAACAAGAAACAAAUGAUGAUGAUGAUGAUGAUGAGGAUGAUGAUGAUGAGGAAUUAGAAGAAUUAGAAUGA
Molecule: messenger RNA, 804 nt
Organism: Melampsora larici-populina 98AG31
Lineage: Eukaryota; Fungi; Basidiomycota; Pucciniomycetes; Pucciniales; Melampsoraceae
Exons: 4
Coding region: 1-804 (267 amino acids)
Cellular component (GO): cytoplasm
Source: RefSeq, a predicted model, not a curated record